Messenger RNA from Blumeria graminis f. sp. triticale, 1776 nucleotides. NCBI's taxonomy places the organism in Eukaryota, Fungi, Ascomycota, Leotiomycetes, Helotiales, Erysiphaceae. The record is from the annotation of a GenBank genome assembly.
AUGGCGGAAAAACCCUCGUUUUCAACAAAAAAUCCCGAUAAAAAGCCGCCCCUACGGAUUCUUACCCUUGAUGGUGGAGGUGUUCGAGGCUAUUCGAUGCUUAUUUUAAUACAAGAACUUAUGCAUAGAACAUACGUUGAGAUAGAGGGAAAGGCACCGCGUCGAGAUCAAAUACCCAAGCCUGCGGAUCACUUCGAUCUAAUCGUAGGGGCAGGGACUGGCGGUAUGAUUGCUCUAAUGCUUGGAAGGUUACGACUGGAUAUAGAGACGUGUAAAGAGCUUUAUAUUUACACCACUAAAAAGGUUUUCCAAACAGACAAGACUAUUGCAGGUAUACCUUAUAGAUCAACUCUAUUCAAAGCUUCCAAACUAGAAGAAGCUAUUAAGGAAUGUGUUGCAGCUCAUACAGUCUUGGAGCGGGAAGGUAACGAUGGCAAAGAGCGUUUUGAUGCAGAAAAGCACAUGGGCUACCCAUUAACUUGGGGAGCUUCGGGACCAAAACGACAUUCGAGCAAUGGAAGUACAUCAAGCUUCAGCGCGAGAAAAUCUUCUGUGGAUCUUGGUAAAUCACUAGCCUCAAUGGGCUUGGGAGAUCCAGACGCACUAUUUGCUGUAACCGCAGUCUACAAGGGUACACACAAAGGAGGCCCACCAGCACUGCUUCGAUCCUAUGAUUCUCGGAAAGAGCCGUCACCAGAAUCAGAUUGCACUUUAUGGCAAGCAAGCCGAGCUACGGCCGCGACAUCCUUCGCUUUCAAACCCAUUCAGAUUGGGCAAUCAGUCUUCCUUGAUGAGGGAGUGGGCAAGUUCAAUCCUGCAUCGGCAGCUCUUGAUGAGGCUUGCUUAAAUGAGUGGCCGGGUCGAGAGGUGGGAGUUUUUGUCAGUCUUGGAACGGGGAAAAGACCUGCAGGAAGUGACUCUAACUCUCACAUGUGGUAUGAAGGCUUUAUGGGCGAGUUUGCCGAAGCUAGAAGGCGGUUAAUUUCUAAGAUCGAAGGCUGUGAAAAGACACACGAUUAUCUGCAACGAGAAGGCUUAUCUAAGCGUGGAGUUAACGUAGAAAACUACUUCCGACUGAACGUUGAGAUAGGAGUAGGUGAAUUUGGUCUCAAUGAGUGGAAUCGUAUAGCAGAUAUCAGCAACUCAACACGUCGCCAUCUGGGAAAGCCUGAGGUUCAACGCAUGAGCAUAAAAGCAGCCUCAAAGCUAGCUAAGAUUCACAGGGCUCAUCUACGUCUUAGUGAGAAUCGAAACACAAGGAAUUUUGAGGGAAGUCUGUCUGUCCCUGAUGCACGCUCCAAUGCUGUUGAGCUACCUGCCGAUAGUCUCGUGGUUCCAUCUGCGGUUGAUUCUUUUGAGUUAAGCUACAAAAAUCUCAGCGGAAGUCCUUCACCAAGAGUGAACUCUCCUUACAUCUACGAAAGUAAAUCUCGCCACCAAUCUCUCCUGCUAGAACCUAAGAUAGAUAACUCAUCUCGCCAUAAGUCACUUCUAGUGGAAUCUAAGAAAGGAUACCAACCUCAGCAUUCCAUGUCUCGCAGCGAGAGCUUUUUAUUCAGCGAUACAGGUAAAAUUUCUAUUAUGAGCAAUGACGAGAUGUUUAAAUCUAAAGAUCAUCUGCCCACCAGGGUUGAGCCCCCACCUUUACCACCCAAGUUAUUUGUUCAGAAUCCUAGCUACAUGAAUCGACCGCUACCUCCAUAUCCAGUCGAUGAUGAGCCACCUCCCGCAGUAAAUCUAGCGCGAAAGCCAGACUACAAAAUAUCAUUCAUAUAG